Parascedosporium putredinis is the source of this 534-nucleotide messenger RNA. The record is from the annotation of a GenBank genome assembly. Lineage: Eukaryota; Fungi; Ascomycota; Sordariomycetes; Microascales; Microascaceae.
AUGGCCAAGUACAUGCUUCUUGCUGCCCCCGUCUUGGCGCUCGCCAGCCCAGCCAUCCUCCAGGCCCGUCAAGCUCCCGUCAUCCUCGGCUCAGAGCGCCAGAUCGCCCUCGCCCUCUAUGACAGCUUCAGCCUUGUCACAGGCAACGGCGUCCCCAUCGAUGCCAGUCUGACCUGCGACAUUUCCAUCACGGCCUCUUUCCCCGAAGGCUGCACAUCCGCCGUCUUCACCAAGACGACCCGCGGAUACACUGGUCUCGCGGAUGGGGCCGCCGGCCGCCUGACGGAAGGAUACAGCCUGAGCGGGGGCUCGGCGACCCCCAGCUCCACCGAGUUCACAUACACGAGCGCUGAAUGGGGUGACGGCGGCGACGACUUCAUCAACAGGGAACCCAUCACCGUUGUGAGCAACGCACAGACUGCCACGUUCAAGGUGAGCCUGGCCAGUUUCCUCAACGCGCCCAGCUCCGACUUCAUCUCGCGGUUUGACGUCGACAGCGUUGAAGUAGCAAUCACAUCUACUGGAACCUGCUGA